AUGGAAAAAAUUACUAUUGUCAAAGAUGUACUCAAGAAGGUGCGUCGCUUCAACUUGGUGGGCCGGACUUUAGAAUUUAAAAUUAAACCCGUAGCAGCUGGUAAAGAACCCGUAGGAUGGAUCAGGGAUGCUAUCAACCAGGUCAUUGCUAGGGGUAUAGAUGGCCUCGAUGUAAAUGAUCAGGUAGCGUUUUCCUUCUGCUCCAAGGAUUUUCAACGCGGCGAAGGCUGGGUCCGUUUCAGACCUGUUGAACAGAUCACCUAUGACGACAUAUGGAACAUAAUAAGCAGUGUUUACCAAUCAAACUCAUCUGGGCUCAACACUGAAAAUUUCUGUCUGGGGGUAACUAGCGUGAAAAUGCCGGUCGGGCGCGGGAAAGAUCGGGUCCGUAAAUACAAUACAUUCGAAGAAGAAUGUGCUUCCAGGAAAGGUAUUGUAAAAAUAGACAAUAGAGACAAUUUGUGCUUACCCCGCGCUCUAGUAGUCGCCAAGGCUCAUGUUGACAAGGACGGUGAAUACGUAAAAGUGCGUCGAAAUAUCGGAAAAAUCCAGACACAAAGAGCUUUGGAACUUUGUCGAAACGCAAGUGUGUCGAUUCCUGAAGAGGGGGCUGGUAUACCGGAAUUGCAAGAGCUUCAGAGAUAUCUUACCGGAUACAGAAUAGUAGUAUACAAUUAUAGAAGUAAAGGACGAGAAGUGAUUUUUAGCGGUUGUGGUAACGAUGGACCGACACUUAAUUUGCUCCACCACGAGGGUCACUACAAUGUGAUAACUUCUUUGACAGCCGCCUUUUGCUGUGGUUAUUACUGCGAGAGCUGCAACAUACCAUAUGAUCACAAAAACAGUCACAGGUGUGGAGGUACAUGUCCAUGUUGUCAACAAACACCCACUUGUCCCCCAGCGCUAAAAGUGCUAUGUGAUUGCUGCAAAAGAUCUUUCCGAGGUCAAGACUGUUAUAAAAACCACAGAAAAUCUGGAUCGCUUGAGAAAGGUACGGUCUGUGAGCAAAUUACAUGUUGUGAGACAUGCCUCAAAACCGUGAAAACGGGUAGAAAACAUAUUUGCGGUGAAAUAUUCUGUAAAACCUGUUCCGCGUACGUACCCCAAGACCACAUGUGUUUCAUUCAACUCGAAAAAGGAAGACCGAAAACCAAAGACCUUCUAUUUAUUUUUUAUGAUUUGGAGACAAGACAAGAAAAAGUGAUUGAUGACGGUUCUCUCCUCCACGAACCAAACCUAUGUGUCUUUAAACAGUGUUGCGAUAUAUGUAUAGGCGACAUCAAUUUAUACAUGUGUCAGAAAUGUGGGCUCAGGACGAAUAUAUACAAAGAAAAUAUUAUAAGUAAUUUUAUGAAACAUGUGCUGACAGCAAGACAAAAAUUCAAACAGGUCGUAAUAUUAGCCCACAAUUCCCAAUCUUUUGAUGGUCAGUUCAUCCUCAAUUAUAUUUUGACAAAAACAGAUCUUAAACCGGAAUUAAUUAUGAGAGGAACCAAAAUAAUUUCGAUGGAGCUAGAUAAUGUAAAAUUUUUGGACUCUCUGAAUUACCUACCAAUGGCUCUUUCAAAAUUACCAAAAGCUUUUGACUUGGGCCCUGAACUUAGAAAAGGCUAUUUUCCACAUUAUUUUAAUACAGAAGCAAAUCAAAACUACAUCGGCCUCUUACCUCCUCAGGAAUAUUAUAGUCCUGAUACAAUGAAAACAGAAGAUCGCGAAAAAUUUCUGAAAUGGUACGAAGAACAUAAAAACGAUGAAUUUAAUAUGCAAAAAGAGAUUGUGGAAUACUGCGUAUCUGACGUUGAGAUACUGGCAAAGGCUUGUCUUAAAUUUCGUCAACAGUUGAUGGAAACUACAAACGUUUGCCCCUUCACCGAAGCUUGCACCAUUGCCUCUACAUGUAACAAGGUGUUUAGGAGAAACUUUCUCAAACCCAACACAAUAGGAAUUAUUCCAAAAGGCGGAUAUCGCUGGAGAGAUACCCAAAGUAAAAUCGCUAUUCAGUGGCUUGUUUGGGAAGAAAAGCAGAGAAACGCAGACAUUCAACAUGCUGCCAAACAACAGGAAGCCACUAUACAUGGCGUUAAAGUAGAUGGUUUUUGUUCUCAAACAAAACAGGUAUUUGAAUUCCACGGUUGUUAUUACCAUGGAUGUCCUAGCUGUUUCAAAUGUAACAGAGGUGAACCAUUGCAGGAUAAUCCUACAGAAACUAUGGAUUUGAGGCAUGAGUCUACGUUAUCCAAAACAGAUAGGUUGAAAAACUUGGGGUAUGAAGUUAUUGAAAUGUGGGAAUGCCAGUUUAUAAAAAUUUUAAAAGAAAAUAAUGAACUACGAACCUAUACCGAAGAACAUCCAUUUGUUACACUCACCCCUCUCAACCCUCGAGAGGCUUUUUAUGGUGGAAGAACGGGUAACACUAGGACGUACUAUAAAUGUCAACAGGGCGAAAAAAUUAAAUAUGUCGAUGUGUGCUCUCUCUAUCCCUAUGUUUGUAAAUACGGUAAAUUUCCUGUGGGCCACCCUAAAGUCUAUGUUGGUGAUAACCUUGAUCAACUAAGUUUAAAAAGAAUUGAUGGAGUAAUCAAGUGUAAAAUAUUACCACCAAGAGAUCUCUAUCACCCCGUACUACCAACAAAAAUGGACAAUAAAUUAAUGUUUGUUCUGUGUCGUACAUGUGGCGAACAAUUGAAUCAGGGAGAAUGUACACACAAUGUUGACGAAAGAUCAUUAAAGGGUGUGUGGAUUAUAGAAGAGGUGAUGAAAGCUACCGAAAAAGGGUAUGAAAUAUUAGAGGUAUAUGAAAUUUGGAAAUACGAUAUUCAGCAAUAUGACAAAACCACAAAUAUUUCGGGUCUGUUUACAGACAUGAUGAAUACAUUUAUCAAAAUUAAGCAACAGGCGUCAGGUUGGCCAUCAAAGUGUGUUGCUCAGGAGCAAAAAGACCAAUAUAUUGAGGAUUUCUUUAAUAAUGAGGGUGUAAAGUUGGAGUUUGUUGAAAUCGUGAAUAACCCUGGUUUACGUUCUUUAGCCAAGCUAAUACUUAACAGCUUUUGGGGGAAAUUUGGACAAAGGGAAAACCAGCCCAAGACCAAAAUUAUCCGAGAUCCUAGCGAACUGUUUGGCAUGUUUGCAAAUCCCGGAAUAUAUGUCAAUACGUUGCUCCCCAUAAACGAUGAAGCACUGGUUGUUAAUUACGAACAUUCGGAGGAAACUUACCAGCCCCUAUCAACAGUAAAUGUAGUGAUAGCCGCGUAUGUCACCGCACAAGCCAGAUUAAAGUUAUAUGGUUACCUCGAACAAUUGGGUGAUAGGGUUUUGUACUACGACACAGAUAGUGUUAUAUACGUGUCUAAGCCUGGAGAAUUUGAUGUGCCCAUCGGUGAAUUUGUUGGGGAUUUGACAGAUGAACUUGAAUCGUAUGGUUCCGGCAGCUAUAUUACAGAGUUUGUGUCUGGUGGACCUAAAAAUUACGCUUUUAAAGUGUUUUCUACUCGUGAUAAUGAAGAAAAGGUGAUCUGUAAAGUUAAAGGUAUUUGCUUGAAUUAUGAGGCAUCUCACCUAAUAAAUUUUGAGAGCAUAAAAGAUAUGGUUCUCAAUGAUGCAGCCCCUGUAUACAUAGUGUCUAAAAACUUUCGUAGAACGAAAGAUCAUGAAGUGGUGACGAGAACAGAGACAAAAACAUACAAACCUAAUUCAACUAAAAGAAUGUUCCUUGCCGAUCACAAUUCUAUUCCGUAUGGAUGUUACCACAAAGAUAGACUACCCGAAAUUGUUGUUAAUGCCGAUAGAAGUGCACAAUAUUGCAAUGACACUGUUAGUGGUGUAGAUAAUCCCGAAUAUUCAGCACGUAUUACAUCUUGUUGUAAAGAUAGGGAUUUUUGUAAUGAUGAAGUAUUAGAAUUACCUAUAAAUUCAGGUUCAGGCUCAGUAUAUUUCACAUCACUUGAAAUUGCUGCAUCUAUAGUGAUACCUACGUUAGUAGUAUGCAUACUUAUAGGAGUAAUAUAUUUUUGUCACACAAGUCAUUAUAGAAGAGGCAUUCACCAUCACUUGCGACAUGGAGAAGACAGCAUAGAAGCUCCUGACCAUCCUAUUUUACAUAAAGGAGUUAGUUUAAAACACAUGAUUGAAAUGACGACCAGUGGUAGUGGUUCAGGGUUACCUUUACUGGUUCAAAGAAGUAUAGCCCGACAAAUACAGUUAGUGGAAAUAAUAGGCCAGGGUAGAUUUGGUGAGGUAUGGAGAGGAAGGUGGAGAGGAGAAAAUGUAGCAGUGAAAAUAUUCAGCUCUAGAGAGGAACGUUCUUGGUUUCGUGAAGCAGAGAUUUAUCAAACAGUAAUGCUGAGACAUGAUAACAUCUUGGGAUUUAUAGCUGCUGAUAACAAAGGUAAUGGGGAACGGUUCAAAUUUACUUUUCUUCUUCAAUAUUCAAUAUUUGAUGUGAAUAAAAAGGUAUAUGAUGUCACCUAA
This is a messenger RNA of Anoplophora glabripennis (Asian longhorned beetle), 4467 nucleotides long. RefSeq lists its product as uncharacterized. The coding region runs from base 1 to 4467 and encodes 1488 amino acids. NCBI's taxonomy places the organism in Eukaryota, Metazoa, Arthropoda, Insecta, Coleoptera, Cerambycidae. Gene Ontology annotation, biological process: protein phosphorylation; DNA replication. Gene Ontology annotation, cellular component: membrane. Gene Ontology annotation, molecular function: transmembrane receptor protein serine/threonine kinase activity; ATP binding; DNA binding. The record is from RefSeq and is a predicted model, not a curated record. The transcript is spliced from 4 exons.